AUGGUGAUGGGCAGCAGGAGGUUGGCCGGAGCGGCGCUGCAGGUGGCGCUGACGGCGCUGCUGCCGCUCGUGCUCCCGGCGUACUACGUGUACAAGGUGACCACGUACCUCCUCGGCGCCGUCUUCCCCGAGGACGUCGCCGGCAAGGUCGUCCUCAUCACCGGCGCCUCCUCCGGCAUCGGCGAGCACCUGGCAUAUGAGUACGCCAAGAGGGGAGCCUACCUGGCGCUGGUGGCGAGGAGGGAGGCGAGCCUCCGCGAGGUCGGCGACGUCGCGCUGGGUCUCGGCUCGCCGGGCGUCCUCGUCCUCCUGGCUGAUGUCUCCAAGCCUCAGGACUGCGAGACGUUCAUCGACGACACAAUCCGCUACUUUGGUAGACUGGAUCACCUUGUGAACAACGCGUCCAUCUGGCAGGUGUGCAAGUUCGAAGAGAUCGAGGACGUUAAGCACUUCAGAGCCCUGAUGGACAUCAACUUUUGGGGCCAUGUGUACCCAACUCGGCUCGCCAUCCCUCACCUCAAGAGAAGCCAUGGCCGGAUCGUGGGCGUCACCUCCAACUCGUCCUACAUAUUCGUCGGGAGGAACACUUUCUACAAUGCUAGCAAAGCGGCAGCGCUGAGCUUCUACGACACCCUGAGGAUGGAGCUGGGCGGCGACAUCCGCAUCACCGAGGUGGUGUCCGGCGUGGUGGAGUCUGAGAUCACCAAGGGCAAGAUGCUCACCAAGGAAGGCGAGAUGAAGGUGGACCAAGACGAAAGAGACGCCAUCCUGGGGCCGACGCCGGCGGAGCCCGUCGGCGACUUCGCCAGGACGGUGGUGCGCGACGUGUGCCGGGGCGCCAGGGUCGGCGCGUCCACCACGGACACGCUGGAGAAGUGGCUGCUCGACCUGCCGGGCGUGCGCCGCUUCGCGCUGCCGCCGUCGCUCCGGUCGCCGGAGAUCAAGGACCGUUAA
Miscanthus lutarioriparius is the source of this 954-nucleotide messenger RNA. NCBI's taxonomy places the organism in Eukaryota, Viridiplantae, Streptophyta, Magnoliopsida, Poales, Poaceae. The record is from the annotation of a GenBank genome assembly.